Monomorium pharaonis (pharaoh ant) is the source of this 1011-nucleotide messenger RNA. RefSeq lists its product as uncharacterized. Gene Ontology annotation, biological process: chromosome segregation. Lineage: Eukaryota; Metazoa; Arthropoda; Insecta; Hymenoptera; Formicidae. The transcript is spliced from 4 exons. The record is from RefSeq and is a predicted model, not a curated record. Bases 137 to 847 code for a protein of 236 amino acids. Gene Ontology annotation, cellular component: Ndc80 complex.
CUACUGCCAUUCAAGAUAUUUUGAAUGCAUUCUGCAACAGCAGUUAUGAGUGGAGUAACUAACUAACCAUGUGAAUAAUUCGCGUGUCAAAUCAGUUGAUUUGUAUAGUUAUAUACUCGACUUGUUCGCGAAUGCGAUGGAUAUGGAGGUACUCAAGUGCAAUUUAUUCGACACCUUCCAAAAAGACGACCACAGCGUUCUGGAUAAGUGGAUAUCGUCGUGUCGAGAGUUUCGAUCGUACGUUGAUACUAAGGUCGAACAGGGAUUUUUCUACGAAAAGGACUGCAGUAAGAAAAAAUCUGUCAACAUUGAAAAAAUAUCAGAGCUGCAGCAGGAAAUUAAUAAGACGAAGUCUGACAUAGACACUGUUAUAUUGCAGCAAAAAUUAACUGACAGGAAGAUAUCGAAUACAAUAAAGUUGCAAAAAGAUCUGAAAGAUGACCUGGAAAAGGCACGACUGCAAAGAGAAACUUUGAUACUGGAAAUAGAGGACCUAAAGCUUCAACAAGAAGAAAGAAAGACGAAGAAAAUCUUACAGUGGGAUGCCAUUAAGCGUGCGUCAAAUAUUUAUAAAGUAAAUUUGGAUGUGCAUUUAACUCUUGAACAGGAGAAUGAUCAGUCAUAUAUAAAAAUCUCAUUUUUCACACAUAACGACGAGACAAAAGAUAAAUAUUUUGUUCAAUUAUCAUGUAGUGAUAAUAACUGGAAAGUCGAACAAAUUAAACCGAAGCUGAGGAAAGAACAUCUCGAAAAAAUAAGUUCUAUAAAUGAUUCUUCUUCCAAAGUGUCGGAUAUCACUUUGUUUCUCUGCCAGGUACGAAGUAUAUUUUUACAACAUUACAUGUGAAUGCAAAAAAUAUUGCAAAACUAUUAAUUGUAUUGUUAAUUAUAAUAUAGCUUAUAAAACUAAUAUUUUACAAGAAAUAAGAUGUUAUAUUUUACUCACACUUAUUGCAAGAAUGAUCUUUAUUAAUGAAAAGUAAGAUAUCUAAAAUAAAUUUGCUAUAUGUA